AUGACAGCACAAGGGGACGUGGCGGAGAGAUCUUCCCUUCUCGACGGCUGCAUGAGGCCAAUCAGUUUGCUCAGGCCUCGGGAGGAGGAGUUCACCACGGGAUCUCAAGCACCAUUGACGACGACGGAGACACUGCGAUUCCUGGGCACACCACGACCUCUUGUGCGGACCAUGCGACGGGUGCUCCGCCACAGGAUCCGGGAACCACGUUCCACACUGGAGGAGGAAGCCACACUGGAGGAGGAAGCCACACUGGAGGAGGAAGCCACACUGGAGGAGGAAGCCACACUGGAGGAGGAAGCCACACUGGAGGAGGAAGUAAAGAAGAAGCUCGGGAGGCUAAAGUUGCCAGACAAGUGA
Molecule: messenger RNA, 360 nt
Organism: Cladophialophora yegresii CBS 114405
Lineage: Eukaryota; Fungi; Ascomycota; Eurotiomycetes; Chaetothyriales; Herpotrichiellaceae
Exons: 1
Coding region: 1-360 (119 amino acids)
Source: RefSeq, a predicted model, not a curated record